Fraxinus pennsylvanica is the source of this 1008-nucleotide messenger RNA. Lineage: Eukaryota; Viridiplantae; Streptophyta; Magnoliopsida; Lamiales; Oleaceae. The record is from the annotation of a GenBank genome assembly.
AUGGAUGCAAAUGAAAGCUGCAUUGACAUGGAAGUUGGUUCAUCAGCCACCAUUUUUUCACCUUCACACCAUAGAGAAGAAUUUGAGUUCCACAGUUUUUCGUGCUCCUCAGGCCGAGACACCACCACUUCUCCGGCGGACGAGCUCUUUUACAAAGGAAAACUCCUCCCCCUCCACCUCCCACCCCGCCUCCAAAUGGUGGAGAAAAUCCUACAUAAUAAUUAUUCCUCUACCACUUUUGAACCAUUGCAAGAAUCUUUAUUGAGCACUCCAUUUUUCACUCCUGCAUCCAAUACUCCGUUUGAGUCGUGCAAUAUUUCUCCCGCUGAUUCUUGCCAAGUUAGCAGAGAACUCUAUCCGGACGAAUAUUUUCUUGAAUAUUCGACUGAUCAAUCGAGCACUUAUGGUUUCGAGGAAGAACCGGCCAAUUCGAACACAAACAAGUCAUGGACAAAACCUCUAAAACUUAUUAAGCAAUCCACAAUUGGAUCCAAACUCAAAGCUUCCCAGGCUUAUCUCAAAUCUUUGUUCACCAAAUCUAGUUGCUCAGUUGAGUCCUCAAGAAAUAUUGUUUGUGAAGGAUCAAUUUCAAAGGCCAAAAAAUGUGCAUUGCAACAUUCCAAGACCUCUAAAAAUAUCCCAUUUGGGCAAAUUCAGACAAAAUGUCAAAGAAAAUCAUUUUCAGGAGCCAUUAAGAGAACAUCAAAGGCUAAAUCUUCAGCCUUGUCUUCAUCAUCUAAUUCUUCGAAUUCAGGUUUGAGUUCGAGUUCAACGGAUUCUAAUGGAUUUCAGGAGACGAAGUUUUUGAACAGAAGUAUAAGUGGAAAAUCAGAGCUUGAGAACUCAAUUCAGGCAGCCAUUGCACAUUGUAAAAGGUCUCAUCAGCAAGAAAUUUCUUCAAGAAAGACUGUUAGUGAUCUUGGGUUUUGUUCAAUGUCCGCUUCGAGAGUGGUUUUUGAUGAUCAAGAAAGACCAGAGCUUUGCAGGGGUAGAGGAAGACGAGGAUAG